This is a messenger RNA of Sphaeroforma arctica JP610, 479 nucleotides long. RefSeq lists its product as hypothetical. The record is from RefSeq and is a predicted model, not a curated record. The annotation marks the transcript as partial. NCBI's taxonomy places the organism in Eukaryota, Ichthyosporea, Ichthyophonida. The transcript has a single exon.
CCACAACCGACAGCGAUGACUCGGCCACUGACCUCUCCACCAAACAGAACACCCCAGCCACAGGGGGCGUGCGCAUCAGUAAGAGCUUCACGAAGCCACACAGCACCCGCACCACUGCUAAAGGGCCGGGCACAGACCCAGACCCAAACACAGGCACAGGCACAGGCACCAGGUACAGGGGUACCGUAACCUCUACCCAGCCCACCAGUCCUAGGACCAAAGGCCACCGAGAGCAAAUGUCCGAGGGUGGCAUGCGACUGGACCUAUCCGGGGGUGCGCGUGCGAGCACCCCACCCCGCACCACACUCAGCCCCAGGAAUGGGACCCCCGGCCCUAGGACGGGUUACAAUGGCAACGGGCCGCCCAUGCCAGUCGGUUUGCAGUCCGAACUCGUGGGCAAGGUGCACUCGCCUACUCUGCGGAGCACAGGCAUGCGCGACAAGUGGUUUGAGAAGGAUCGCGCCGCGGGAGAUGUGUGA